This is a messenger RNA of Numida meleagris (helmeted guineafowl), 2940 nucleotides long. RefSeq names its product TOR signaling pathway regulator (gene TIPRL). Bases 154 to 978 code for a protein of 274 amino acids. Gene Ontology annotation, cellular component: cytosol. Gene Ontology annotation, biological process: TOR signaling. The transcript is spliced from 7 exons. Lineage: Eukaryota; Metazoa; Chordata; Aves; Galliformes; Numididae. The record is from RefSeq and is a predicted model, not a curated record.
GUUCGGUACGGCAGCCGUUGCGGAGGGGCGCUGUUGCCGUGAGGGGUGCGCGGCAGCAGUGGAGGGGUCGGGAAGGGCAGGCAAGGGUGAGCCGCCACCACCGCCACCCCUUCCGGCCUUCUCCUCGGUGGGGUCGUGCCCUCCGCCUUCGCCAUGCACCCCGUUUUCCAGAGUAGCCGGCGCGACUUCGCCUUCGGGCCGUGGAAGCUGAGCGCCGCUCGCACGCACAUCAUGAAGUCGGCGCAGGCCGAGAGACUGGCUGAAGAACUGCAUAUGCCUUCCCUGCCAGAGAUGAUGUUUGGAGACAAUAUCCUGAGAAUACAGCAUGAACAUGGUUUUGGAAUUGAGUUCAAUGCAACAGAUGCUUUAAAAUGUGUCAAUAAUUGCCAAGGUAUGAUCAAAGUGGCUUGUGCAGAGGAGUGGCAAGAGAGCAGGAGCGAGACUGAGCACACUAAGGAAGUUGUCAAGCCAUAUGAUUGGACUUAUACAACUGACUACAAAGGAACAUUGCUGGGAGAUACUGCAACGCUAAAGGUUGUUCCUACGACAGAACAUAUAAAUACAGAGAAAUUGAAAGCCAGGGAACAAAUUAUGUUUUUUGAAGAAGUACUUCUGUUUGAAGACGAACUUCAUGAUCAUGGAGUGUCAAGUUUGAGUGUAAAAAUAAGAGUUAUGCCUUCCAGCUUUUUUGUGCUGUUGAGGUUUUUCUUGCGAGUUGAUGGAGUACUUAUCAGGAUGAACGAUACGAGGCUUCACCAUGAGUCUGACAAGGCUUAUAUGUUGCGAGAAUAUACGUCGAGAGAAAGCAAAAUAUCAAGUUUAAAGCAUGUGCCGCCUUCUCUGUUCACGGAGCCUAAUGAGAUCUCUCAGUAUCUACCCAUAAAGGAGACAAUAUGUGAAAAACUAGAAUUCCCAGGGACAUCAGAAUCUAAUAAACCGGAGGCACCACUGGAAACCACGUGUGUUAAGUCAAAAUAAAUGUGACUUUAUAUGGACUGAAUUAGACUGGAGAUGGUGUGAUCGUGUAGGCAUUACUGGGGGGUACAGUUUCACUACUAGUGGAAUAAAGAAUUUGGCUAUUUUUCUGUAGCCCUAAAAGAAAACAGAACUCAUUUCAACAAGGUUUUGCUGAUGUGUGUUCUAUCCUUUUUGUUUGUUUCUCUUAAAUCUGUAUCUGGAGUUAAUGAUAGAGUGGUGGUAAAUUACAGUCUUCAGUGGCACUGGAGAAGGACUUUCACAAUUAAAGAGUCUGGGUUCUCUUCAUUUCACCACUGAGGCAGGACUAUUGCCUGGGCCCGCCAAUGCAAACGCUUCCAUGAAGAUUUUGUUAGUCACUUGGUGUCUGAAGCAGCAAUAUUGGUCAUAAAAUUGGCAUAAUUUUAUUUUUAUGGAGAAUAAUUACAGUAAAAAUUAAUAAAUACAAUUCCUCUACAUAUGUUUGGGGCUUUCAGUCCUAAGUGAUACGUUUUGCUUGGCUUCUCCUACUGCAAGCUGAUAACCCAUCAAGUUACUUGGGUGGGGAGAAAGGACAUUUAUUGUCGUAGAUCCCUACAGGAUGCUGGUAUUUGCAAUUUGAGAAAGAGGAGCUUAUGUAGCUUCAAAAGGAUGCUAGCAUGUAUUCCAGAUGCAUAAUUUUGGUUUAUUAAAAAAAAAAAAAAGUUCUAAUAUCAAUAGAAGUGUGAUCACAGGUGCAGUCACUAUUCUAACUUCACAUUUUGUGGAUUAAACUUUAAAUAAUUCUGUUGCUUUUGGAAAUCUUAAAUUACAUUGACAGUCUGGGCUAAGAUUGGGGGAGAUAAACAGACUUGUCUAAGUUUGCUGUUUACAUUCAGUGAAGUGCAAGAAGCUAAGGACUGCAGCAAAAUCCAGGCCUUUUGCUUUAAGACAGGGGCAGAUAAGAAUGUGCAGAUUCUGAUGUCCUGGACAGUUUUAGUUAAAAAUCUUCAUAUUCUACACUGUGUGUCUUCAAACAAGUUUUAGAGUGGGUUGUUUCUAUUAAGCACGUCUUUUGAGAAGUGGUUUUCAUUUAAAGACAGUGCUGAUGUUUUUUAUAAGAAGUGCACUACUAUUUAAGUGACUGCACUUGUUUCCAAAGGUUGUAGUGUCGGGACAAAGUGUUAUCUGGCUGUAAAUGAAUGCAGAGUGAAAGUGAUGCAAAUUCAUCUGGAAAGAGAAUAUUAUUGAAGUCCCCUCCAGUGGUAGAGGGAUACGAGCAGAGAAUGAAAAGGAAGGGAACAACAAAGGCGUGAAGAAAUACUUUGCCGGUAGGAGUAAAUCAGGGCACUUUUCCUCUAAGACUUUACUAUUUUACAUGCCUUACAGGCUUACAAAAGCACAAUUUGAAGUCAGAGCUGGCAGUGAUAGAGAACUGACGUUGUGCUAACAUGAAGGAAACUACAUCGGCAUUCAUUAAUGAAAAUUAUGAUUUGGGUUUACUCAGUGACACUAAUACUAAGCUCCACUGAGCUCGUCUGGGGGGGACUCACAGAACUGACACCUGGUGUUGAAAAGGGUGCUCUGCAUGUGUAAUUGAUAUCGUGUAUUUUACCUCGUCCAUCAUACUUACAGACUUGUGACCAGUUGAUGCAGUUGUCUUCAAUGGACUUGAAUCCUGAAUAUAUAGCUAUGAUAUCCAUUUGUUUUGGGUGCUGUGCAUUUAAGUGGAACACAGAGAUUGGAGAAAUCACGAGAACAUGUUUAGAAAGUCAGUUACCACAAAGUAAAACGUAGAACGCUCUUCCUGCCUCUGUUACACCGCACAGAUGAGCAUGAAGCAGUAAGAUAAGCUCUCUGGUACAACUUUGCCUGAGAAAAGUACUACUUUGGGUAUGUAAUUAUGGGAGGAGGGCGUGGGGUGAUUCUCCAGCUGUUUUGUAGCAAGUUGAACAUACGGCAAUUUAUAUUCUUUCUUGUAUGUUAAUAAAUAAAAUAUACCUGACA